Phytomonas sp. Hart1 is the source of this 2154-nucleotide messenger RNA. NCBI's taxonomy places the organism in Eukaryota, Euglenozoa, Kinetoplastea, Trypanosomatida, Trypanosomatidae. The record is from the annotation of a GenBank genome assembly.
AUGCUCCUGAUUAGCUGGAACGUGGCGGGAUGGUCGGCAACGGUGCGGGGAAUUCGCGAGAGCUACGGCAGCGUCGCGCGUUUUUUUCACCAAACAGGGGCGGAUAUCAUUUGCUUGCAGGAGUGCAAAGGGACGUGGGAUAAACUUCAGACGGGGCCGGUCGAGAUGGGCGUCGAGGAUCCGCCCGUUUCGAAGCGAAGCCUCGCCAAAGCCGCCCCGCCCGCCCUGAAAGGCGCUUCCCCUUCCCAUGCCGCGAUCACCAAUCGCGGGGCCCCCAUUACAGGGGAGACGAUGCGGGAUUGGGAGUCUUUUUGGUCCUUUAGCAAAAAAGUCCACAAGGGCUUUAACGGCGUGGUGACGUUUGUGCGGAAAGGCCGCACCAUUGCUUGCGAUGCGCGGCCUUUUGGCAAGGAUGAUUUGGACGAUGAAGGUCGAGUGGUGGUCACCUAUCACAGCGCCUUUGUACUCUUUAACGUUUACGUUCCCAACGCCAGGGGGUGCGCGCGAAGUGAGUACAAGCGAUACUUUUUAAAUUCCCUCGUUUCGGUCAUGGAUCGCGUACGACAGACAUCCAAGAAGCCUUUGGUGUUGGUGGGGGAUUUAAACAUGACCUAUCGCGCGGAGGACGCGGCCUGGACGCUGCGCCGUCUUCAUAUCGGCAAAAUGGUCGAAUUAAAUCAACAGUCUAGGACGCACACGGCGGAGGCGUGGGAGAAGCGGUAUCCGUAUCUUUCGAAGCCCGCCCUUUCUCGCUUGACCGCCACGGUAGUGCAAUCGCUUUGGCUUCGCGCUCUAGAGAUCGUGAACCCGACGGCCUCCUCUCCUUUGAAGGCGAUGGACGAUAAAGGCUUAACCGAUGCCGUACACGUGGAUCACGAAUCCCGAAAAGACUCUUCCCAAAGCACCACCCAAACCAGCGUCGUUUCUGUGGAUUCCCGCAUCCGUGAUGCGUACGACAAGGGGGGUUCCGGAAUCCCGAACGAACCGCGCAUCGAGCAUCUCAAAACGCUUUGCCAGCUGUCCACCGCGCCCAAUCCCUCGAAGAAGGGGCCGUCGUGCAUGCUCGCGUCAUCCCAGCCGAACGCCGGGGGUUUUGUCGAAUCCACAAAUCCGCCUAUGACCCUGGCGGAGCUCUACGAAGCGGGCUUUUCCAGCAUUUUUGUGGAUGAAAUCGCCCCCAACCCCACCGCCCGAGUCGCCCAGCAUCGCGAGCUCUACGCGCUGACGCGGUAUUGCGGGUUGCCCCCUCACGACGACGAGUCCAUCGCGUUCAUGGGCCGGCUUUUACACCAUGCGCAUCCCCCUUAUGGGGGCCAUUCGACGCCGUUGGGGGGCUAUUUCGCGAGCGCGAUGCGGGAUACGUUUACCCUGACGCCAAACGGAGGGCCCUGCGAGGCGUUUAGCGGUUCUGCGGACUGCCCAUGCCCCUUCACCUGCUGGGAUCAAUCGCGGAAUCGGCGGCAGGUGAACGAGGGUACGCGUUUGGACUACAUCCUCGUCGACCGCGCACUCGCGCCUUACGUGAGGCCUCCCACAAACAGCAAAAACAACCUAUUCGACUCAAACCACCUUAACCACCAGACUAAUCAAGGAACUAAUUCAAUGUUUAUGGAUCUUUCUAAUGGGUGUUAUGACGAGGAGGGGGAUUUUUUCGGUGAGUUUAGCGGUGGGGCCCGCGAGGAGGGGGUUCGUCGGGCAAGGGGGGAUGGGUUAUACCCGUCCGCCGCCUUCGAUCGCUCUGGAAUCCCACAGCUCAGUUCAAAUGCGCUCGAUAUCCCAUUCCGCGGACUUCCCUCUACAGGAUUAUUUCUCACCCCUCCUCAAUUCAGCGAUCAUAUUGGUGUGUGCGCGCUUUUCCACCCAUCCAUUAUUUUAGAACCGCAUACUGAUAAGAUUUCGGGAGCUGCCAAAUGCCAGUAUCGACCUCCUGUUAGUUUGUCUUCGUUUUUUACAAAGACGCCGUCUUCAAAGUUAGCACCAGCUACAAACAUGGAUGGAAAAAUGGCCAACCAUGCAAGGAACACUGAACAAAAUUCCAAACUAUUUAGCGAAAAAGAGUUAAGUGAUUCACCAAAGGAGAAAAAGGCGAAGAUAGAACUUGACAACGGACUGACUGAGAUUAUCAACGUAGAUAGUGUCGAAAAGAUUGUCUGA